AUGCAGAUACUUGGAACAGUAUCUAUGAAAGAGAACAUCACCAAUGCAGCCAAUGCACAUAAGGCAGCGGUAAAACUCCGAGAUGAGAAAAACAUCCAGGAGGCGUUUGACUUGAACGAUUACGAGAAGUGUGAGGAGCUCAGGAAGUCCAAAAGCAGAAGCAAAAAAAACUAUAGCAAGUUCUCCCUCGCCCACUCCAAGGAGCCUGGCAACACAGCACCCAAUCUCGUCUUCCUGGCCGUGAGCCCCGAAGAAAAGGAGUCUUGGAUCAAUGUGCUCAACUCUGCCAUAAUCCGGGCCAAAAACCGCAUCUUGGAUGAGGUGACGGUGGAGGAGGAGAGCUUUCUGGCCCAUCCCACUCGGAACAGAGCCAAGAUCCAGCACUCCAGGCGGCCUCCGACCAGAGGCCACUUGAUGGCCGUGGCAUCUACCUCAACCUCUGACGGGAUGCUGACCCUGGACCUGAUCCAGGAGGAGGAGGCCUCCCCAGAAGACCCCUGUGAGAAGAGUCUCCGGGUGGACAAAUCGGCCGCCCAUUUCUCCCCCGGCCGAAGGCGCUCCAGCGAUUCAGAGGAGGCCAAGGACUCGGAGAAGGCAAGCAGCCUCCCGCGGAGGAAGGACCUGUCCGGGGAGAAGGUCUCCGCCCACAGGGAGCCCUUUGGCAGAGGGACCAUGUACACCCCUCAGGUCCCCAAGAAGCUCUCUCACCUGGAGAAGAACAAAUGCGCCUCCAUGGAGGAAAUCCUCUCCUGCUGGGACUCCCCCUCAGCCGGCCAGCCAGCGCUGAGGACCGGCCUCAAGGACCCAGCGGCUUCCCCUGAGCCGGAGCAGCUGGCCAGGAUACAGGCGCUGGUGGCGCUGCAGCUGGAGAAGACGCAGGGCCUGCUGGCGGAAGCCAGGGGCUACGGGGGAGAGGGGCUGCGGAAGGCGCAGGAGCUCGGCUCUGCCUGUGCCCCCUCCUCGCCCAAGCUGGACUCGGCGGCCACCUUGCAGGAGAUCCAGAGGCUGCUGGGCGAGGCCUCCUCCAGCUGGAGCCAAGCCCAGAAAGUGCUGCAGGAGGUGAGAGAACUGAGGAGCCUCUACCAACAGCUGCGGCUCUCCAGACCUGCUCCCCCACAGAGCCUGCUGCUGCCUCAGUACAGGAAGAGCCUGAUGUGAAGGCCAGCGGUGGGGCGAUCUCUAGGGAGGGCAGGGCAGGGCACGGCUGGGAGGGUGCAGAGGUUGGGGAUGUGGAAUUGGUAGCAUUUCAUGCUCCCCGGGUGUCCCUCGAUCCUCACUCCUCACCAACUCAGCUUUCCCCCCCCUUCCACCACAGCUACGUGUGUCCCCCGCUCCUCUCCUCCAACCGCGAGGGGCCCCGUUUCAACAUAUCCUCCGUCUCUGCAGCCCCCAGAAGGCAGCAACUUACAGGCGGCGUCUUGGAACGUAAUUUUUCAGAGACAGCCUGGUUCUCUUUGGGCCCAAGGGAGGCCUCUGCCUUCCUUCUGCACAGACGGGUGCGCCACCCUCCCAAAUGCCAGGAGAGGGGGGGGGGGUUUGCACCUCAGGUGCCAGGGGGCGUGGCCUCCUCGGCAGGGUCCCUCCCGGGUCCCCUGCGACCGCUCUGCCGUUGGGUGGGGCCAUUUCCCUGCUUGGGUCCCAUGUUCCGCUGGAAAGGCACCUUCGCCGCCUGAAACUAUGCAGGAGACUCUUUUCCAAACUCGAUGCCGUCCCAGAAGCCCCCCCCCGGGACCAAAGAAGGGCUGGCCCAGUUUUGCUGAGCUCCAGACUGAGGUCCCUGACUGGAACCGGGGAAGCAGCUUCUGCCCUUCAUCCCGGGCGGUUCUGGUCCAUGGGCUUUCGGUACCUCAUAACAUCCUUCCACGUCCCUUUUUCCAAGUGGUUUUGCUCCCUCUACCCC
Messenger RNA from Thamnophis sirtalis, 1900 nucleotides. The record is from RefSeq and is a predicted model, not a curated record. NCBI's taxonomy places the organism in Eukaryota, Metazoa, Chordata, Lepidosauria, Squamata, Natricidae.